This is a messenger RNA of Pyricularia pennisetigena, 351 nucleotides long. RefSeq lists its product as uncharacterized. The transcript has 2 exons. Lineage: Eukaryota; Fungi; Ascomycota; Sordariomycetes; Magnaporthales; Pyriculariaceae. The record is from RefSeq and is a predicted model, not a curated record. The coding region runs from base 1 to 351 and encodes 116 amino acids.
AUGGCAGCAGCAGUUGCAGCAACAGCCCGCUACAAGCUAGUGUUCUUCACGCCACCGGCCGCACUGACACAGUGCAAAACUGCUGUUUUCGCCGCGGGCGCGGGGCGCUUCCCAGGUCCUGGCAACUACACCGAGUGCUGUUGGACCGUCAUGGGUACCGGUCAGUUCCGGCCGGGCGAUACGGCGAACCCUAACAUUGGCAGCGUGGGUCAGCUGGAACAGAUCGAGGAGGCGCGGGUCGAGGUGCUCUGCGUCGGCGAGAGUGUUGCAAGAAAGGCCGUGGAAGAGUUGAAGAAAGCCCAUCCGUUUGAGGAGCCAGCUUAUGAGGUGUACAAGAUGGAGGAUUUUUGA